CUUCGUCGCGGCGUCGCAUGAUUCGCACGUCGCCUCCGCCGCACCGCAAUUGGCUCCGGAAUGCGCACGUUCCGGCCCUAAUCGCUUUCACGGCAGCGCCUGGCUUUCCGGCACAGGAAUCCUCAGCCCGGUCCACGAGAAGCGCAACGAAGGCACCAGCUCUGCCCACGAAUCCGGAGAUGGCAGAGGAAGAUCCAGUACUGCAGCCAAGGAAUGAUUUCUGGAUGGUCGAGCCCUUUCAUUCGAUUUCAGCUUCGCCUGUGAGGAAGGUUCUGUCACGAAACUGUCCACUCUGCUGCGAUUGGCGGCUUGGCAUCUGGCAUACAGCAAAAGAAUGAAUUGUCGAUAAUCUGGGCUUUUUCUAUGGAGGCACGCAAGGAGAGAUUGGAUCGGAAUUCCAUGAUUUCAAGUGUUCGAGAUCUGUACUCAGUUUCUCCGUUUGGCUGGUGUUACGGGUUCAAUUAACAAGAGCAUCUAACCUGCUUCGAUACAGCCGGAAUUUGAACGAUUUUCUUUGCACAGAGGUUUCGAUGUCUGGUGGGUGCCCUGCGUGCGCAUCGUGUCUUUGGUAUAGAGUCGGAGACUUCACGCUCUGGCUGGAUCCGUCACAUGACUUUUGUGCGUAGGCGACAGCAGAGCUUGGAAGGAUUAUUACAGUGUAAGAUGAUGCGAAUGAGCAUCACGAAGACGUUUCUCGAAUGAUUCAUUGCCUAUCCAGAAGAUGCUCGGAUUUUUUACCGGAAGAGUAAUGAUUAAUUGAGCAGACUGAGCUGCAAGAGCCUAGGGCCAGCCGCAGAUCCGUAAAUAAAUUUUGUGCCACAGAGAGCAAAAGCAACUGCAACGACAGAUGACAUUCGAUUGAUGCAUGUCGUGGUCUUCUUCAGUAAAACCUUCUCACUCAUUUCUCUGCAGGUGUGCUUCCCAAACACCAAUUCCGGGGACUCUUACACGGAUCUCGAAGAAACAAUAGCAACUGGUUAUGAUGACUCGAAGUACUCUCCACAGGAUCAACUUUGGUCACCAGUGUAUGAAAAGUUUGUACAAGAGCAUUCGUGAGGAGCCACAAAUGCGGUGGAAAUUUCACAAGUUGCUUCAGUCCGCUGAAUUACAGCUGACUACUGACGCAAUAAAAAAUCACUGUUCUUUACUGAAUUUUUUGGCGAACAAUUUUAUUAGUGCCAGCCAUUUUCUAUUACAGCUCACGGAAAGUGUCGUAGACACAGUUCUGUUACGUGUUCCAGCAAAGUACGUCUGCGAUUCAUAAGCUCUAACUUGCAUUGAAAGCACUUGCAUUCGAGCCGUCGCUAGCACCGAACAAAAAUGAAUCGUUGCGAAGAAAAUCGAUACUCUUGAAGGGACUUCUCACCUAUCACAGACAUCCUCACGCCAUUUCCGUCGAAAACCUCCCUCUUUCGUUCCUUGCCUUCUCCGUCCAUGUAAAUUAUGACUGACCUUGUCACGGCGUUGCUGUCACCAUUCUUUUUUUCCAUGUCUUUUUCACAGUCUGUGCUCCGAGCCCAAUGUUAUUGUCUAGCACCUCAUAGAUGGGGAAUGCACUUCGAAUUGGGGUCAGCGCAGGCAUCGCUGCCUGGGUUCGAGGAAGAUGCAGGUAAAUAUUUAUACCUCUCG
Messenger RNA from Marchantia polymorpha subsp. ruderalis, 1629 nucleotides. Lineage: Eukaryota; Viridiplantae; Streptophyta; Marchantiopsida; Marchantiales; Marchantiaceae. The record is from the annotation of a GenBank genome assembly.